Messenger RNA from Peniophora sp. CBMAI 1063, 771 nucleotides. The record is from the annotation of a GenBank genome assembly. Lineage: Eukaryota; Fungi; Basidiomycota; Agaricomycetes; Russulales; Peniophoraceae.
AUGAAGUCUACGUUCGCCACUGCCAUCGUCCUCGGCGCGCUCUCGAGCGGCGCGUCGGCGCGUCUCUUCACGGUCUACAACCAGUGCCCGUUCACCAUCUGGCCAGCUUGGUUCGCUCCUCCUUCACUCAACGCCGGAAAGCCCACCAUUGCCUCGGGUUGGGUUCAGAACGCCUACCAAACCGUAUCUUUCGGUGUUCCCGACAACUGGGUUUCUGGCCGUAUCUGGGGUCGCCGCAACUGCGACUUCUCUUCCAACCCCGGCCCCAACUCUUGCCUCGACGGUGGCUGCAACGGUGGCCUUGUUUGUGACGUCAACAACGGUGGUACUGGCGUUCCUCCCGCGUCGCUCGCUGAGUUCACGCUCUCCGUCAACCCAAGCGUUCCGGACAACUACGACGUCUCCCUUGUCGACGGCUACAACCUGCCCAUCAGGAUCGACAACAACCGUGGCUGCCCGGUGGGAUCUUGCCCGGUCGACCUCGGUCCGAACUGCCCGGCGGCGCUCAAGGGUCCCUACGACAGCAGCGGUUUCCCCGUCGGCUGCAAGAGUGCCUGCGUAGCGCUCGGCGGCGAGAACAACUGCUGCUCUGGUUCGCACAACACGGCCGCCACCUGCCCGCCGUCGGGUGUUACUGACUACUCCUACUUCAAGAACAACUGCCCCGACUCCUACGUCUACGCUUACGAUGAGUCCAGUGGCACCGCUCUCUUCACCUGCCCGCUCUCCAACGGUGUCGGCGCUGACUACACCAUCACCUUCUGCCCUUGA